This is a messenger RNA of Daldinia caldariorum, 700 nucleotides long. RefSeq lists its product as uncharacterized. The transcript has 5 exons. Lineage: Eukaryota; Fungi; Ascomycota; Sordariomycetes; Xylariales; Hypoxylaceae. The coding region runs from base 204 to 581 and encodes 125 amino acids. The record is from RefSeq and is a predicted model, not a curated record.
CACCGCUGAGCCAAAAGUGUAUUUCUUAAUAGCACAAUCGCUAUUACAGUCUAUCUGAUCAUGAGUGGUAUUACCACUCACAAUACCUAACCUGACCAUUGGAAAGGUUCAGUCGAUCUAUUGAAUAAACCUCAUCCUACCACUGCUCAGGGCUUUAUUUAUAAACUAUCUAACCACCGUAGGUCUUUUAAGCUCCCCUUAAGAUGUCACCGGCCCCGAACACCUCGUACAAAAGCCGGUCCCAAGGGUGGCUAUGGUAUUCAAGCCAUGAAACCCGGCCGGAUAAUUGCCCGCCUUUUGACAUGAAGGACAAGACUACGGUGAUCAUCCCGAACGGGGAACUGUUCUGUCGCUGUAACAUGAACCGCAACACCGACAAGCCCGUCGACUUGUGCUUCCGUACAGACAAGCAGUCUCACUGGCCCAACUUGAAGCGUCAUGUCGAGUCCCAUCGUGUUCAGGUGGGGGAUGAGGAUGUCCCCGUCACACUAACGAAGAACAGGACAGGCGGGUUGACGAUGACAGACCAUCGCAGACUACCUACAUGUACAUACCUAAAGCAGUGGGUACCUACCUCCUAAGGUUAGGUACCUACCUAGGUAACCUUACCGUGGUACUGUGGAGUAGUAAUAGUAGUAGUAGGUAGUAGUAGGUAGUAGUACCUAGUAUAUCUAUCGUCUAUUGCCCUACAUCUUUAAGG